Molecule: messenger RNA, 6098 nt
Organism: Achroia grisella
Lineage: Eukaryota; Metazoa; Arthropoda; Insecta; Lepidoptera; Pyralidae
Gene: nrm
Product: hemicentin-1
Exons: 29
Coding region: 89-6007 (1972 amino acids)
Biological process (GO): cell-cell adhesion
Cellular component (GO): immunological synapse; cell-cell junction; membrane
Molecular function (GO): cell adhesion molecule binding
Source: RefSeq, a predicted model, not a curated record
AUCAGAUCGACAGUCGCAACAUGUUCUGACGUGGAGUCAGUCAACAGUCAGUGUCAGUGCUAAUGUUGUGACAGUGUGACAGUGUGACAUGGCGACCAAGUGUUUGACAGUGCUGCUGAUUGCUGCCUUGGGAACGCAGCAGGUCGCGGCUGAAAGAGAUCACGCGUCAGCUAUAGUCGGCAACACAGCUCGCCUCCGUUGUCGGAUCGACGGCAAGUCCUGUGGAGACCUCCACAGCAUCAAGUGGUACAAGGCUGACACCAGGGUUUACGUGUAUUCAGCAUCCAAAGAUGCAGCCAUCAACAGGCCUGAGGGAGAGAUGAUGGACAGGAUAUCCAUCUCCCAUGAACCAAACGCCACAUUCGCCGAGCUGGUGAUAGCCAAUGUGAAAGCCGAAGACGAGGGUGUGUUCCGCUGCGAGAUAACGUACCUCCACGUCGGAGAGGACUGCAACACUGUUCAAGUCACCGACUUCCAUACCUACAUCAAACCCAAGUCAGUGGAAGUGACGGCAGGUGAUCAAACCUUAGCUGAUGGUGCAGUCUUGGGCCCCUUACUGGAGAGGACCAAGAUCGACAUCAGUUGCACUGUGAUUGAAGGGAAACCGCAGCCGAAGGUGGUUUGGUACUUUAAUGGGAAGCAGAGGCUGGAUGCGCAAACAACAACUCCAAAUGCGACGACGUUCCAACAUGUCCUGCCUCUGACGGUCACGCGGGCGGAGCUGGGAGGCGAGCUGAAGUGUAUAGUCUCAUCGGCGGCGUUAGACGAACCAAUUGUGAGAAAAGUGUUACUAGACGUGGAAGUGCCACCGAAUAAAGCCUUCAUAUCGGGCGUGGGGGAACAUGCAACACAAGGCACGCUACUGACUCUCAUGUGCACAGCAUCAGGAGCUAGACCAGCAGCCAAGAUCGAGUGGUACAAUGGAACGGAGAAGCUGGAUCCUGAGCAGCAUAACAUCCAUCAAAGGGACCUGGAAUCGGGAGACACGACUUUCGAGACGACAUCAAACCUGACUUUCGAAGCAACCCGCUUCGAAAACGGACAGAAGUUUCACUGUGAAGCUGCUAACAAGGUCACAUUGGAGACUAAAGACCAUCCGAUGCAUGCUACUAGGGAAUUAGAAAUUUGGUACCCACCAAUGGUUCGAGUGGAACCAACAAACAUCACAGUUGUGGAAGGAUCCAAGUUGCUGCUCAAAUGCGAAUAUGAAAGUAAUCCAUCAUCGUUGAACCACGUCGUUUGGUACAGAGACGGCAAAGAAGUAAAUGUUAAUGAUACAUCACAUUAUCAAGGUGGAACAACAGAUCAACAUUCAUUGAUCAUAACAGAUGCUAGAGGUGAUGAUACUGGCAACUACACUUGUUUGUUGACUAAUGCUGUUGGAAACGGAACUAGUGGAGAUAGUAUACAUGUUAAUGUAUUAUAUAAACCUCAAGUUCGACUAACCAUGAGCUCCCCAAGCCCAAUCUUAGAGACAGACCACAAGAAUGUUACUCUAACUUGCGAAGUUGUGAGCGGGAAUCCACCAAUCCUGGAUGAGGUUAUUUGGUAUUUGGAUGGAGAAAUUCUAAAGCAUUUACCCGAGUGCAAUGGAACUGAUGGAGAAGAAAACUUGUGCAACGAAGUGGAUCCGUCGAUGCUGUUGCUCCAAGACACAACGAAGAGCUUCCACGGGAACUAUUCCUGUAAAGGCAAAAACUACGCCGGUUGGGGAAAUGAGAGCGAAAAGACUGAAUUGGUUGUGAAUUAUCCACCUGGACCUGCUAAAUUGACGUAUUCUCCGUGGCGAGUCGUCAAGGGGAAAAGUCUCGUGCUCAGUUGCAGUAUCAAGGAGAAGGGAAGACCAGAAUCUCAUAGAUUCCGGUGGCAUCGCGGUGGACGAGUCGUCAGCGAUAUCGUCUCCCAGAACUGGACCAUCGAUCCAGUAACCCUGGACCACAGGACCAGCUUCUCAUGCCGGGGAAUCAACGCUGGUGGAGAAGGGGAACCGGCCACGACCUCAAUUGAUGUUCUUGCUCCACCUAGCUUCAAAUAUGCAAUGAAUCACUACAGCGGAGCACUUUACAAAUCUCAGAAUAUCUCAUUAUCAUGCACGGUGGAGUGCGCGCCUCUAUGCAGCGUGCAAUGGCUGAAGGAUGGUCAAGUAAUUGAUGAGAAGAAUGAACGCUACUAUGUGGUGACGAGGAAAAUCGAACCUCAAGUCAACAGGAACGACUUCGAAGCCACUGAGUCUACACUGCACUGGAACAUGUCCGCGUGGGCGGGCGGCGCGCUGGGCCGGUCGGACGCGGCGUCGUACACGUGCCGCUCGUCGCGCAACGCGGCGGGCGCGCCCGUCGACAGCACCACCAAGUUCGCAGUCGAGUAUGAACCUGAAAAUAUUACGGUAACCCCAAAAGUGGUGUCUGUUAUUGAAAAUGAAAUACCAGCCAAAGUCGUCUGCUCAGCCAGAGGUUUCCCAGUGCCCAGCUACUCCUGGCGUCGGGAGCACUCCUCGAAGUCUGCCAGCAAGGACCACACCAACAACUCCUUGAUCCUGUCGUCCUCCAACACACUGCUGCUAGGUCCUGUGCAGAGGAAGGAUGGUGGCCACUACCUGUGUGAAGCUUAUAAUCGACAUGGAUCUGUUAACACCACUGUAUUCCUUGAUGUUAUGUUCGUUCCGGAAUGCGGAAUCAAGCAGAUAGAGUUGGAUGGGGAACAAGUUUUGGUAUGCACAGCACAUGCCAAUCCUUCAGAGGUUUUAUUCUCGUGGAGAUUGAAGAAUGAUAAUGACAGCCUGACUGAUGAGAAGAUAUGGCAGGUCGGCGCUCAGAGUUACUUACGCCUGAGCACAAGCGUCGAAGUCUACAGGACUUACUUAUGUUUCGCUAACAACACUGUCGGUACCUCCAGACAAUGCGAGCGUGAUGUUAUGGGCCGAGUACCCUGGUGGCGGGAUCAACAGAAACUGAUACUGAUCGGUGGCAUAGCUCUUGCCAUUCUGGUGAUCACGGUGAUACUCUGUAUCAUCAUCAUCUGCGUGUGUCGGCGGAUGAGGGCGAAAUCCAAAUAUAAUAAUCCUGUGGAACUCGAGGAACGCGAGAAUCCGGAUGGUAGCUGUUUAAACGAGGUGUCAAUAGCUCAGUCGAUAAUAUCACAAGCUUUGCCCGCAUUAUCACCACGAUUAAGCAUAUCUUUUAGUCCCAAAACAUCGGAUCGUACUCGACUUGUCGACUCACAGAGCUAUCCUAAUUUAGAAAUGAAUAAAUUUAAUGAAAAUACCAGUAGCUUACAAGCAAACCUUUCACAAUUAGAAGCAACAAUAAAUAAUCAAGUGAUAGAAGAAGCAACUGAAACACAAACACCAAAAAUUGAAUCCAAAAGUGAGAAUAAUAAAGGACAAACUAUAAUGACUCCUAGUAAAUGGCCGUUGAAACCAGGUGUACUCGUUCAUGUGAAUUCUAAUCAUUCAUUGAGUCCUAAAAACCAAGCACGACUUCAAAAUGCAAACAAUCAACAAAACACUGAUCAGACAGAAGCCAAUUUAGGAUUACUUGAGCGAAAUAAGAAAAAUGACGAUGAUAAACUUCCCUCUAAGACUGAAUAUUCUAGAAAGAAUGGAAAACCAAGAAGGCAUACACAAAAUGUUGUAUCUGGAAUUCUAAAAGGAUUAAGAAAACGAAACGAAGAUUCUGAUGACGACAGCGGUAAAUACAAGAAGAUAAAUAAGACUAACAAAAGAGCUAUGUCAUUGAUGAGUUUGAAUAAACCGGGUUAUAGUUUACCAAAAAGUAGAUUUAGGUCAUUGUUUCACAGCGAAACACCGAAUGUUAUUGUAACUGAAGGAGUGGUAUCGUUCAAAAGACCUGAUAGAAUAGCAUCCACAAGCGUUAAACAUUUAAACGAUGAACCUGCUAAGAUUACAAGGAAGCGGAAGAAACCGGGAGAGAGCCCACCUACGAAUGGCGUAGAUAAUGCGGCGAACGGCAAUCUAGGAGCGGACAAUCCAGGACUCUACGAAAAUUUGCCGUUCCAUGGUCUCCAACAACCACCGAAUAAGCCCGUGCAAGCUAUCCAACCUAGAGUGGUCGAAACCAAUAAAAAAACUGUAAAAGGGAUUCAACAAUUACAAAAGCAAUUGACAACUAACCCUUCAUUCACCCCAAGGGUAGUAUGUCCACCAUUCGUACAAAGUGCUAUUACAUAUCCAGUUUCACCAGCGUCAAGUUCCCAGUACUCAUAUGGUAUACCACUUUUAUCUCCUAUUCAACAAAUGUAUCCACUGCAUCCAACGGUGUUAUUGAAUCCGUACUUACCUGCGAUGCAAUCAUCUUUCCUUAAACAAUUCCCCACUAUAGACGAAGAGAUCUCAGACACUGAUACGAGAAAAUUCUCCUCGCUAAAUGUGAGAAAUGAGAGGAAAAUAAAAAGAAUACCACAGUUUCAAUCCAUGAGGAUAGUGAGGAAACGAAAUAUAGAGAGAUUUUAUCCUAAUACGGAAUAUGGAGAAAAUUUUAAUGAAAUUAAUAAUAAUAAAGAAAAUCAAGAAGAAAUAGAGAACGAAAAAGAAACGGACGAUGUAGCUGAUAAAGAUAUAAUUUAUGCUAAUUAUCCAUCAUUGCUUAAAGUUAAAUCAAAUAUAAGUGGAAUCCAAGAAUUCGAAAAUUUAACUGACUCAAUUCAAAUAUACGAAGAAAGUAUAGAUAUGAACACGUCUACUACAUCCUUAAAUAGACCAGUUCCUGCACCUAGAACUAAAAUAUCGCCUGUUAUAUCACCUACAAAAUCAGAUCAUGUUUAUAUGAAUUUAUCUAUGCCAAUGAUAAACUCCAAACUCUCAGAAUCAAUUGAUACUAUUGAUGGUGCUAUAAGACCUACUAAGUCUGCAGAAGAUUUACCAAAAACUGUUAAUAAAUCUCAAACACCUUCAGUUGUUGCGCCAAAAAGAACAACAAAAAGUGGUCUACCAGAAAGUAACACCACUAAUAAAAAAGUCGAGGAUGAGGAAAACUCAGAAUCUAAUAAACCAAAUAUCAUAGGUGCAACGCCUAAAAGGCACCUAUCUGUAAUACUACCAUCUACUUCACUCGUGAAAUCGGUUGUUAAUCAAUUAAAUGAACAAGCAGGAAUAAACAAAGUCGGUUUACCUAUGAAACAAGUAAUAUCACCAAAUAAAACGUUACAAAUACCAAAGCUGACUGAAAAACCUAUACCAAAGAAAUCAUUAGUUAGACGUAGUAACUCUGUUCAAAGCCAUUUAACUGCGUACAAUGAAAACGGUCAGAAUACUAACAUACUACAGCAACAGUACAUGCAAAAACGAAAUCAUUUUACUAACUUAAGUUCUAAAGGAAAAAACAAGAAGAAUUUCCAAAUACCAUUACAGAAACAUCAUAGUUUCUGUUAUUUUCAACCUAUUAGAGUAGAUAAAAGAAUACCUGUAGAUCAAGAAAGAGCGUACAAUAAUACUAUAGGUCCUUUAAUAUACCAGCCGGCCGAGGCACAAUAUUAUACGAAAACAUUAAACAGAACUCGAGAAAAGAACAGUCACAAACUCAAUCGUUUGAAAAAAUCUGAAAGUCUACGAGAAAAAUUGUCGUGUGUCGGAGUUUACGACAAUUAUGAAAAACCUGACUAUCCAGAGCCAGAAUAUAAUGAAUCAGAAAGAAGAUCAUAUUUACACCUCCUGAAAGGGAACUACAUAUCAAAUUCAACAAGAAACUUGGGUCCCGAGCAGACAACGAGUUCGAAUUUCAACACGCUCGGUCCUAGAGAUGAGAAACCUAAACAUAAAAAAUUAGUGUACGCUGAUUUAGCUUUAGGUAAUCACAAUUUGAAAUUUAAGAAUACAGUCAAUUCUAAUAGACAUUUGUAUGAUACAUACACUAUAGGUAACGCUGAUAGUACUAACAAAGAUAUUAAUAGUAGUUAUAAGAGUAAUGUACCUAGUAGCCAAAGAAAAGGUAGUCACAAUCAACAGAGAAGUGAUUAUGCUACACUUAAAUUUAAUGAAAUCGACGUUUGAGAGCCUUUUAGACCGGAUGACCAGUUUAUAUACGCUGACGCCGAUCUCAAAGACUACGGGCCAAUCAACUACAAGGCAGCGUCGAUCUACU